Molecule: messenger RNA, 5828 nt
Organism: Ahaetulla prasina
Lineage: Eukaryota; Metazoa; Chordata; Lepidosauria; Squamata; Colubridae
Product: muscle M-line assembly protein unc-89-like
Exons: 7
Coding region: 564-2417 (617 amino acids)
Cellular component (GO): nucleus
Source: RefSeq, a predicted model, not a curated record
AUCUGGUCCUAACUGGGAAUAUUUCACCCCUGGCUUUUAUCUAUCCUAUCCUAUCCUCUCCUCUCCUCUCCUCUCACCUCACCUCAGCUUACCGCACCUUAUCUGUGGGGUGAAAUAUCUUGUGCAUUAUAUUUGUCUAGGUUGCAGCUCUUCUUCCUGUCUCCCAAGGUCAUUUCCAGAUAAUAUUACCACAUGGAAAUAUAAGUCAUGGCACGCUGACUUGCAGUGUUCAAGUUCAAGAGUACAGGUCCAUGCCUCAGGUGGUUGUGGUUUGAGACAAAGAGAAAAACAACAACAACAACUGACCAAAGGAGCACUCCAAUGAGGAUGUAGGAUAGGCUCUCCAAGAGACAUGCCCCGUCCUACAGAGUAAUUAAAAAUAUUGUGAGAGCUUGCAUACCCUGAUUCUUGUAAUACUUCUCACAUUUGUUCUUUUUUUAUUACUUUGCUGCCUUCCAGGAAGGGAACCAACAAGAAGCCAAUGGAAUCCUUCAGAAGAUAUCCAUUAUCAAGCCCUCCAGGGCUGGUCACCAUCACCUGGCAAACUGCAGAAAUUGCUGCAGAUGCCAGAGUACAGUGUGUUUAGAGGUGCACAAACCUUCGAGAGCAACUUUUUCCAGGUGACCAAAGACGGUCAAUUCAGUAACAUCCACAAGCUUCCCAAUGUAGUCACCAUAGGUAUUUUAGCCAGCUGCCCCAAGAUGCUCCUUCCUGAUCUGAUGAUUAUUGCCCGGGAAAAACAAGAAACAACGAAUAGAAACCUGAAGUCUAGAGCAUUAGAAAUCACCCGGUUGAUCCCACUGGACCUGGUGGAGAUUUUUGUUCAUGAUGCGAACAAACGGCAGCUGAAAAUGCAGCUGCCCACGGGGGAGAAGUAUUACCUGCAACUCUUGGUCAGGGAAGAGAAGGCGGAUUUUCUCUUUGAGUGCUGGUUGCGCCUGAUUUACCUGAUGCGCCUGGCCAGUGGCAAGAUCAAGGCUCCAGAAAAUCUCCCUGGGAAGGAACCUGAGAGGUCCCCUUCUAGAGAACAGGUUCAGCAUUCAGCUCCUAAAGUGAAGAAAGUGUCUGUAGGUAAGGAGUCACCAAAGAUCCAGCCCAAGUUGCAGGAGCGGUCUCCUCCCAAAUGGACUUCCGGGGGCUUCACCUCCAGGGCAUCUGAGCAAACUUCAGCAGCAGAUCAGCCGAAGAAUGUCAGGGAGCCCGACUUUGAGAAAAAGAAGCGCCUUUCAUCAAGAAUAUCAUCUGAAUCUAAUCCCAUCCCAGUCACACUUCAAAAAAGCAAAAAAGAAAUAUGUUUGUUACAAAAGACCAAAAUGGCAUCCCCAUUACAAAAGAACCCUCAAGCCAUAAGGAACGAGGAUCCUGCUGCUGCAUCAAAGGCCAACAAUCCUGGCCGGCCAAAGUCACCCGGAACUCCAUUCCAGGGCCAGUCACCACAACAGAAUCAACCUGCAUCCAGAGUUGAACCAAAGGUAUAUCCUAUGUCAGUGGGAGCUGGUCCAUCUCAGGCUGUCCAAAGGAAAUCAGAAGUAGAAUCUGAGAAACAAAGCUUUCCAAUUAAUCCUUCUCAUCUAGCCAACAAGAGCCAGAACAGUAAAAGUAAUAAAUAUUCAGGGAACCCAAGCAUGAUUCUGGGGAACAAGACACAGGCUUCUUCAAACAUGUCCCCAGAAAAGGGACAUCUCACUUCUCAAAAUGACACUGGGCAGCAAGUUCACAGAGUCACAAUGUCGGUAGGAGUGGAAACUUCUCAUGUCAUCUGCCAGACGGUGGCCGUGGGCCCCUCUGAAACAGUUGGCGCAAAUUUGAGCAACCUUCCCAACAAAUUAUUGAAUGCGAGUAAAUCCCACAAAGAUCAAUGUAAGACCAUAGGAAAAAUGGAAAUGAACAGAAAGCAGGUGCCUGUGGCCAGAAACAAAGUGAAAACUGCGCUAAGCACAGCUAAAGAAAAAAGCACCAUUAAAUUUGUAACCCUCUAUAGCGUCCUGUCCUCUUCAUUGGGGAGGCUGAAGAACUCAAACAAGGAUGGUACUAAGCGCAUGACUCCCAAAACUUCCAAACAUGUCACAAUCUCUGGGGUGAUUGCCAAAUCAAGAAAAAGUAUUGUGCUGCAGGAGGAGAAGGCUGGCAAGACUUUAGGAGUUGGCACCUCCAGCGUUGUAGGGCUCAUCUCCAAGGAAGCCACUUAUGCAGUGGCGAAGAAAGAUUUUCCUCCAUCUUCCCAGCCCCAAAAAUCACUGAGCAAUGACGCCAUUAAGCCCCAGACUCCUUUGGCUAGAGAGAGCCUUUUGGAAACAGAUAAAGUCACAAAAUUAGGCCCUCCAAUUGUGGCCAAGGAGCCCAGCAUCACUUCCCAAACACCACACAAGAAUACAGGUGUGGAACAAUGCAGGCUUGGAGAAUCGAGAGGCUUCUAAAAAGAUUUUGCCUGCAACCAAAAUAGCUGAGAAUCCUAGGAAUGUGGCUACCAACCCUCUGCAAUCACAGAAGAAACCCCCAUCAAUGAAAUUACUGCAGCCAAAACUUGUUCCCCAAUCUCCACAAUCCAGAAAACCACCAAGGAAAACCUAAGGGACUGGUUUUUCCAAGAAUGCUGAAAUCUGUAAGCAUGGGAUGCCCAACUAUAAGCAAAGUCACUGUGAUAGCUGGUCCUGCCAUCUGAGAAAACCAGAGCAAACUCUCUGCGGUUCCUGGUGCUCCCAUCAAAACCAGGGUUUCAAAAAGUAUGGGUUACUCUGUAAAAAAAACCCAAAAUUUAAAAUUCUGGGCAUGGGGCACUCUGUGAUGGUCAUAUUUGCUGAAACAAUUAGCUCUCUUGAGCCAGUUAGCAGUACAGUUACUCCUUGAUUGAUGACUAUUCAUUUAUGAUGGCACUGAAAAAAAAUGAUGACCAGGCCUUGCACUUACAACCAUUGGAACAUCCCUAUGGUCAUGUGAUCAAAAUGUGGGUGCUUGGCUAGCAACAGCAAUAGCAAUAAGAUUUAUAUACCACUCCAUAGUGCUUUACAGCACUCUCUGAGUAGUUUACAAAUGUCAGCCUAUUGCCCCCAACAAUCUGAGACCUCAUUUUAUUGACCUCAGAAGGAUGGAAAGCUGAUUUAACCUUAAACUGAUCAGGAUUAAACUCCUGACAGUGAGCAAAGUUAACCUGUGUUACUGCAUUCUAACCACUGUGACACUACAGCUCCUAAACAUAUGUUGAUAGAGGUUGUAGCAGAGGUCCCCAACUCCCAACCGGUCUCUGGCCCUUUGGGACCUGGGCCAUACAAGUGCGAGCAUGCGAAAUUCCAUUUGCGCAAGCAGCGGGCACGCACAUGAAAUCAUUCCCUCUGCCCUCACCCCCUGCUGCCCCCACUGCUGCAGGUCUAUGAAGCCGGAAAGGUUGGGGACUGCUGGGUUGUAGUAUCCCAGAGUUAUGUGAUUAUCAUUCCAGCUUCUGACAAGCAAAAUCAGUGGGAGAAGCCAGAUUUGCUCGACAACCACAUGAUUCACUUAAAAAACACAGUGAUUCACUUAACAACUGUGGCAAAAAAGGUUGUAAAAUUGGGUGUGACUCACUUAAUGACUGCCUCACUUAGCAAUAGAGGUUCUGGUCCCAUUUGUGGUUGUUAAGAUUUAAAAGUCGAUAUCUGACAUCCAGAGUUGACUUGAACAGGAGGCUGUCAGAGAUUAUGCCCUCUUCCAAAAUCCCUGUUGUAGGGGUUGUUGAUCAUGUAGAAAUCAAGAUCAUGAUGGUGGAUGGUAGACAUUAUUUACAUUAUGUUCUGCUGGCCUGUAGGCUGAGAUUUCAGGCGAAAAGUGCCCUCAAGUCUCAGUGGCUUAAAUUUGUUGGAAGACAAAUCUGUAGAAAAUAAGAUGGUAUUUUUGAAAACCAACACAAGGACUUGGCAGUCAUCCAUCCAUUUUCAGCAAAAUUCACCUGUCAGAUGUCAAAUAGAAUAGCCUCAUCCUCUCUAAUAUGGUAAAAUAGAGGAAUACAGUAGAAUUCAUUUUACUUUCUGGGUUUCUAGUUUUUUAUUACAUGUGAACUAGAAAUUGUGUUUUAAAGCAGACUCUAGUGGAGUGUUAAACAAAUCAACCCUGAACUUUGCAUUGUUGCAUGGUUAUGUAUUUAACUAUAGUUGUUUGCAGUCAAAAAAUCAACAGUUUGCUAAAAAGAAAAUAAAUUCAGCUGCUUCAUUUCUUCUCCAGGAAGAAAUGUUCUUCCUUGUUCAGGAAGAGAAGAACAUAUGUAAACCAAGCACUGUACAGUAUAUGGUUUUCUUUAUAGCCAUCCACAUGAUGCAACAUUUUUUUUUCUGUGUUCAUCUAGGAGAAAAAAAGAAGGUGGAAUAUAUAACUUUUGCAAGCAAAUUUAUUCACUUGAGAUUCCAUUCUUUAAUAUUUUGUUUAGGGCUGAGCAAAAGCUUAUGCCCCUACCCAAGACAUCUGUUCCUAGCCACAAUGGUGCCAGAAUAACAAAAUGUUUGCUAUGGUUCCACCCUUUUGCAUUUGCUUUGCGUCAUUGCAUGGAAAAACUUAAGAGGCUGAGUUGCCUUGAAAUUUAUGUUUUGUCCCUCACUCCUUUGCUGCUUCCAUGGACACCUAUUGCUUUAUUAUUAAUACUUUUAUUCUACUUGGCAGCAGCCUUCAAAUAGAUGAAAUUUGCCCCUGAGUUAGCAAAGCUGUUCUUUCUGGCAAGGAGUCGCGAGUUGCUCAUUUUUUUGUACUUUUUCCUGCUUCGCUGCUUUUUUAAAAUGUAUGUGAGAUGCUAUAUUCCAAUUUAUGGGAUGCAAUUCUAGGCUGGAGCUGAAGUGACAGACAGUAAUCCACAAUGGAACCCUGGUUAGCCAUAAACAUUUUCUGGAAGACUUUUUAGAAUGUCCAGCUACUUUCCAAUGUAGCUGUGAUCUCUCAUUUAACUACUAACUAGACUGAUCCUAAGUUUUUUUCAAAAUCACCUGAGGCAAACUCACUGGUGUUGCCUCCUGUGACAUCCACAGUUUACAAAUUACCAAAAGUGCAAUUUCACAAAAUUCACAAACAUAUGAAUUUUUUUCUUUAAAAAAUAACUUUCAUUACAAUUUUAAAAAAUAAAUAAAAUUUAACUAAAAACCAAUAUUUUAGAAUAAAGAAAAGAAAGGGGAAAAAAGCUAAGCUAAAAAUGCAGAAAAAAGGGAAUGGAAGAAAAUAUAAAACAGAAAUUUCCAGUUUUCUUUUAUAUCAGUUAAAAGUAUAAAUUAACCUCUUACUGUAUGGUUAUAGCAUGACUUCCUGUUUUUCUAUAAUCUAUGUUUUUCUAAUCAUUAAAGCCAUAUGAAUUCAUUUUUUUCUGUUUCAUGCAAAAAGUCUAUAAGGGGUUUCCAGUAUUAAACUUAGUUAAUAUAUUUUCUCUAAUCAAAAAUGUUAAUUAGUGAUCCCAGCAAGUUUCAUCUUCUUUACCAUCCAUUUCUCCAUUGUGGGUAAUGUCAAAUCUUUCCAACUUUGUGCAUAUAAUAUAAUAAUCUCACUGCAAUUAUCAUAUAUAAAAACAAAGCUCCAUCAGUCUCAAAAAAAAACACCUAUGGUUUCGAUUUUGUGUUAAUUUUGUUAGUAUGAGAAUUAGUAUGAAUAGUUGAGUCCAAUUUUUUUUACAUAUCCAUCAAGCAUGAUAAAAUAUCCCCUCUUAUUGUUCACAUUUCCAAUAUAAAUUCAAAAAAAUCUUUAUACAUUCUACAUAUUUUUUCUAAUGACGCUUACCAAUGUUUUUGGCAUAUACAGUAAAUUCUUUUGCAAUUAUAACAAUCUAAAUUUCACUCCUUUAAUCCACAUAUUCUUUCUCUGUUUGAUUUGUAAUAAAAAAUGUUAGC